This is a messenger RNA of Lytechinus variegatus (green sea urchin), 2468 nucleotides long. Its product is annotated as 52 kDa repressor of the inhibitor of the protein kinase-like. The transcript has 2 exons. NCBI's taxonomy places the organism in Eukaryota, Metazoa, Echinodermata, Echinoidea, Temnopleuroida, Toxopneustidae. Gene Ontology annotation, molecular function: protein dimerization activity. The record is from RefSeq and is a predicted model, not a curated record. The coding region runs from base 914 to 2317 and encodes 467 amino acids.
UGAAGUUACAUGACAUUUUAUAUAUCCAUGUCAGGCUAAAAAUGUCUAUAAUUGCACAUAAUUUUCUUUGUACAUCUUACGGGGGAAAUUGUUUCACUUGCUAUUUUCAUUUCUCUUUUGCUUCUUGCAGCUAGAUGGUAAUACUCAAGUUCGGCUCCUUCGCAGUAUUUGGGUGCCAGGAAAACAUCAUCCUUUUCCACUGGACAAUAAGCGAAACCUGAAAUUUCAGCAUCAGUGGCUCCAGCGUUGGCCUUGGCUUGCAUAUAGCGCGUCAAAUAAUGGUGCAUUUUGCAAACAUUGUGUGUUGUUAGCGCCAGAUAAUGUUCGAGGUCAGCGACUCCGAAAGUUAGUGACGGAGCCUUACACCAAUUGGAAGAAUGCUCUUGAGCACUUCGGAGCUCACGAACAAAAUGAGUACCAUAAGACAUGUGUGGAAAGUGCGUGUCGCUUACUGAAAAUAGCUGACAAGAAGGAGACAUCAAUAAUACAUCAAGUGGACAAAUCAGCAAAACAAAAAGUGGAAGAAAAUCGCAAAAAGAUUCGCCCCAUCAUAGACACCGUAGUAUUAUGUGGAAGACAAGGACUUGCCCUCAGAGGGCACCGAGAUUCUGGCCUGAUAAGUACAGACGAAGAACCAUUGGCGAAUGAAGGUAAUUUUAGAGCUCUCCUCCGUUAUCGGGUGCAGGCUGGUGACCAGAGUUUGAAGACGCACCUGGAACAGUGCAAUAAAAAUUCUUCGUACCUUAGUCCACGGAUCCAAAACGAGAUAGUAAACUGCUGUAACACCUACAUCCGAGACAAAAUUGUAAAACGGAUAAAUGCUGCCCAGUGCUUCUCCGUAUUGGCAGACGAAACUACCGAUGUGUCAAGCGUGGAACAGUUUUCCCUGUGUGCGAGAUACGUUGACGAAAAGAUGUGCGUUCGUGAAGACUUUUUGCAAUUCGUACCUGUGUAUAACCUAACAGGAAAGAAUCUUGCAAAUGUACUGACGGAGAGUCUGGAAGGGUAUGGGAUCAACCUCCAAUACCUCCGUGGUCAAGGUUAUGACGGGGCAGCAGCCAUGAGUGGGAGAUUUAAAGGUGUACAGAGUCACAUUUCAAAAGAGUACCCCAAUGCCCCAUAUGUGCAUUGUGCGGCACACAGUCUUAACCUCGCGGUGUCGGGGUCAUGUAAUGAACGUCCGAUAAAAAACUGUAUGGGAACAAUAGAAAGUGUUUACAGCUUUCUUAAUACUGCCAAGCGUCAAGCUGUACUGAAAGAAAGUGUAGAAACAAUGAAAGCAGGGUCUCCUAAACCACGUGUGGAGAAACUUAAACAACUGUGCCACACAAGAUGGAUAGCCAGACAUGAUUCGGUACUAACAUUUUUAGAGUUGCUUCUUCCAGUAGUAGAUUCACUGGAGUCUAUUUCAGAGUGGGAAGACAGAGUCUCCGCUACAAAUGCUUCCCAACUUCUUUGCGCUAUUAGGCAUUCAGAGUUUAUAGUAUCACUUCACGUAAUUGCAGAAGUCUUUUCAAAGAGCCUGCCCCUUUGCAGAGACUUACAGAAAGAAGCGACUGAUCUUGCUGCUGCGAUGUCAUCCGCACAAAUACUAGUACAAGCUCUAGUGGAGAUGCGAAGCAAAGCAGACAUAGACUUUAAUGACAUAUUUCUACGGGCUACCAAGACAUGUGAUGCCAUCGGAGUGACUAUCAAUCUUCCAAGACUUGCAGGAAGACAAGCACAACGAUGUAACGUACAAACAAACUCACCAGAAGAGUUCUUCCGAAUUGCUGUCUUCCUACCAUUUGUGGACCAUUUCCUAAGCGAACUAAAUAGCAGGUUCUUAAGUCACAAGACCCUCCUUACAAGCUUCAUGUGCUUGUUGCCGUCAGAAGAAUCUCUGAAGGUUUCUGCGAGGCCAUCACGCGAGCAGUUAACUCAGUUAGAAACUCUUGUAGACAAGUAUUCAUUUGAUGUUGGCACUCACCAUCUUGGGGCUAAAGGAGAACUAGAAAUAUGGUACCGUGUAGUCUCACAGUUAGAGAAUAAACCCAAAAAUGCACUGGAAGCACUCAUUCGAUGUGAUCCCAUUGACUUGCCCUCUAUACAUACCCUGCUCAAACUUCUUGCAACCCUCCCUGUCUCAACAAGCUCCAGUGAAAGAUCGUUUUCAACAAUGAAAAGAAUAAAAACAUAUCUCAGGAAUACUAUGGGUCAAGAUCGCCUUAACGGCUUAGCAUUGCUUAACAUCCAUCGUGAGAUCUCCAUCAAUACCGAUGAGAUAUUAAGUCGGCUUGCCGAAGAGGCACCAAGACGAAUUAACUUGAGAAUCUAGAGUAAGUAUUUCAUAUUUAUUGUUUUCAUUAAUUUGUUUGCAUACUUUUUUGUUUUGCGUGCUUGUCUCACCGGAGGUCGGUCUGGUCAAGGAGUUAUCGGGCAAGCGCCUGAUAACUCUUUGGUCUGGUUACGGACAGUUCCCCUACCCA